This is a messenger RNA of Rhineura floridana, 3345 nucleotides long. Its product is annotated as protein-lysine 6-oxidase-like. The record is from RefSeq and is a predicted model, not a curated record. Gene Ontology annotation, biological process: peptidyl-lysine oxidation. Lineage: Eukaryota; Metazoa; Chordata; Lepidosauria; Squamata; Rhineuridae. Gene Ontology annotation, molecular function: copper ion binding; protein-lysine 6-oxidase activity. Bases 135 to 1454 code for a protein of 439 amino acids. The transcript is spliced from 7 exons.
GGAAAGGCGGAGAGGAAGAGAGAGGGCGAGGGAGCCGCCGUCUGGGGCGGUCCGAGCCGUCCCCGCCGCCGCCGCCGCCUCGCACCCUCCAGCUCCCGGGUCCAUUCGCGGCUGGCCGGCCUGCUGCACGCGCCAUGGAGCCGGAGAGGCGCCCGCCGCCGCCGCCGCCGCCGCGCUGCCUGUUGCUGCUGCUGGUCCUGCUGGGGCGCCCCGACGGCGGCGGCAGCAGCAGCGUCGCUCCGCCGGCCGGCGCCUGGAGGCAGCACAUCCGCUGGGAGAACCAGGGCCGCCUCUACAACCUCUUCAACAGCGCCGGCCGGGUCCAGGGGGCCCCCCAGCGCCUCUAUCUCAACGCGGGGACCAAUGGGGCCCCCCGAGGGGGCCCUCCAGCCAGCUCCCCCCGGAUCCUGGAAGCCAGGGGCUUCCCCAGCGGGGGGGGAGAAGGCUCCGGGCUGGGGGUCCCCCUGCAGCAGGGCAGCGGGGCGAGGGGCACCCUAGGGGGCCGGGGGGCACCCCAGGGGCUCAACAUCUCAGGCCCCUUCACCAGGGGGCAGCAGGAGAGCCCCGGCACAGCCCAGGGGGGCGGCCCUCCGGGGGCUGGGCGAGGGGGCUGGCCUGGGGCAGGAGGCAACGAGCUCCAGGGGGUGCCUGUCCCCGAAGAAGGGGGUCUCCAGCGGCCCCCCAGUGCCUUGGCGAGAGACAACCCCCAGAACUCCUUCCAGAACUGGAACAGCAUCUUCCAUGACGUGUAUCCCAGGGCCGGGCAACAGCCCCCGGGGGCCACCACCGCCAACAGGAGGCCGGGCUAUGGGACCAGAUUCUUUCAUCACGGCCUUCCCGAUUUAGUUCCCGAUCCAUAUUUCAUCCAAGCAGGCACCUACAUCCAGCGGGUCCAGCUGUACGCCUUGAAAUGCGCCGCCGAGGAAAACUGCCUUGCGAGGUCUGCCUACCAACCAGGGCUGAGCAGCAUUAGCUACCGGGUCCUGCUCCGUUUUCCACAGCGAGUGAAGAACCAAGGGCUGGCAGAUUUCCUCCCCGCGAAGCCUCCCCACUCUUGGGAGUGGCACAGCUGCCACAACCAUUACCACAGUAUGGACGCCUUUAGCAACUAUGACCUUCUGGAUGCCAUCUCCCAGAAGAAGGUCGCAGAGGGACACAAGGCCAGCUUCUGCCUGGAGGACACGACGUGCGAUGCGGGUGUCCGGCGGCGGUAUGCCUGCACAGCUCACACCCAGGGUCUGGGCCCUGGCUGUUAUGACACGUACGAUGCCCGUAUCGACUGCCAGUGGAUUGACAUUACAGAUGUCCCUCCUGGGAAUUACAUCCUCAAGGUGACAGUCAAUCCGGACUACCUGGUGAGCGAGUCAGACUUCACCAACAACGUGGCCAGGUGCGACAUCGUAUACACGGGGACCCACGCCACCGCAACAAACUGCAGGAUCACCAGCUUCUAAGCGGCAACCCACUGUCAACGGAGCGAGGAUGGAUUGCAUCCCCUUCCUCUAAGUGUAAGGCCUUUGGUCACUUUGACAGCCAAGCUGAACCGACGGAGACGUUUAAGCCUCGCUUCAAAAUUUGCUCAGACGGAUGGCCUCGCCUAUCCUAGAGGCGAGGUGCCAGCCAUAAUAGCACACACACCUUGCUUUGAUGAAACAGCGCGUAGGCAUUUAAGGACCCUGCUGAAUCUGUCAAAUUUGCUCUCUCCGAAACAACCGAAACACAGCCACCCUUUGAAAUUUGCCCUUAUCCUAAUUUUGCUCUGCAGUACUCCAACCAAUGUUUGCUCGUAUAUAUUAGGGGAAAGCAUGCGUGCAAAUGAGCAUGUUUGUGGAAAUAAGGGGGAAAAUGCACGAGACUUUUGGAUACUUACCCUAUCCAUGAAGCGAAUGUUUGGCUUGUCCAUCAUUUGCCAAGAUCACAGAAGCACGACUCGAGCCGUGAGGAGGUUUCUAGGGGAAGAAACAGCUGCAACCGCAGCCCUUGGAAAUGCACUCUUUGCACUUGUGUUCCAUGCACACCCCCAUCACACACAUGCAGCAAACAUGCUAGUCAUCGGUGGCCCAGACAGGUGCGUCAAUGCUGUCGACAAUAGACACACCACAACACACAGACACACAACCAUCUGCUGAAAGCCACACGCCUCCGAAUUUUGCGACGGAGCUGUCCAGCCAAGUCGUCUGUACAUCUGCUGGGCUAAAGCAGUCCAUAAAGCUAUGUCGAUUCGUGAAAGCAACAUGCCAAAAAAACGCACGGCGUUAGGGAAACAGCUUUGACGGCAUGCACGGCGUUAGGGAAACCCUGCUUUGCGAAAAAUGCGUAAAUUAGGUCAAACGGCAUGUGAGAAAUGUGUAUAUUAGGAGAAAUCCGUACUAAAACGCUGAUGAGUUUUCAUGAGAACUUUUUUUAAAAAGAAAAAGCCCUUGUGUGGCACGGGACAGGUGGGGGGGCAAAUGUCACCUCCUCGGCUCGCAUCGCGGCUGUUUGAGGAGUAGGCGGCUGUUUUGGGAAGGGAGCCAGUGGGGCUGUGGUGAAGGCAGAUGAGAGGGCAGCUCCGGACAGAGAACAGCAAGCUUUGUGGGGAGAGGAGUUGCAUGCCAGCCGAUGGCCAAGGGGAAAUGUUUGCCAUUCUUGGCCGGAUUCCUCCAGGCGGGGACACCUUCGCCUGGGGAGCGGUGUCCAGUGGCGAGCUGCUGUUCCAGAUGCUAAACAAACACAAUCACGCCUGGCUGGCGAAGAGAGGGCAAGGGAGGGCUAGGACAAGUUGAUGAAGCUGCCUUCUGCCUUGUUCUCUUAGUGAGGAAUGGGGGAGAAAUGCCAUCCAGGCCGCACUGAAAGGCACGCCUGCCUCAUUCGCAUUCAUCGACCAGUAGAGUUGAAGGGGCCUGUAAGGCCAUCUAGUCCAGCCCCCUGCUCAAUGCAGCAACCCAACUCAAGGCGUCCCCGACAGGUGGCUGUCCAGCUGCCUCUUGAAUGCCUCCAGUGUUGGAGAGCCCUCCACCUCCCUAGGUCAUUGCCGUACUGCUCUAACAGUUAAGUUUUUCCUGAUGUUCAGUUGAAAUCUGGCUUCCUGAAACUUGACCCAUUAUUCCGUAUCCUGCACUCUGGGAUGAUUGAGAAGAGCUUCCUUUAUGGAGUCAAUCCCUCUUUUGUUUGGUCUUCCUCUUUUUCUACUCCCUUCUGCUUUUCCCAGCAAUAAACACCCAUUCUCAUGUGAGUACCUAUGUGGAUGUCCAGAGGGCUUUAUAUUGACUGGCAUGCUUCAUUUUAGAUGGAAGAACCAGUGGCGACUAUUGUCUCAAUGUGAGCUGACAGUGGUUACUGUUAUUUUCUCUCUCUCUUUGUUCA